AUGCCACCACGAUUGAAAUCAAAAAAAUCUCGUAAGGCUCUUGAACGGAGCGAAAGGAAAUUACUAGAAGCCAAAAUAAAGGCGUCUCAAUGCAAACUUGAAGAAGGACAAGCUUUACUUGAACCAAUCGGUCGCAAUGCAGUACCACACUAUGCAAAAGCUAUCGUUGCUCUCGAAGCGGCGAUAGAAAUUUAUGAUGAAAACGCAAAUGCCUACUUUCUUAUGGGAGAGUGUUAUCGUGGGCAAGGGGAAUUUGAUAAAGCAAUUGAGUACUACACUCAAUGCUUAGGGAGAGACCCCACCAAUGCUAGGGCCAUUGAGGGACGGGCAGGCUGCUACGAAGCGCUGCAAAAGUGGUCACUAGCCUUUGAAAAUUAUACAGCUGUCAUUCACCUUGAACCUGAAAAUGAUCACCUUUAUAACCUUAGAGGGCUCUGCACUUUAAAUACCCGCGUGCCUGGAUUGCGCCUACUUUCCGCAGAUUUUAGUCAAUGCGUCCGUGAUUUUCAAACGGCGAUUCGCCUCAAUGAAGCGAAUUAUUAUGCCUGGGCAAAUCUAGGAAGAACGUACGAAGAUCAAGGCUUGCUAGAAGAGGCAUUGAAAGCCUAUUCAUCUGCUGUAAAGAUAAAGGAAGAUUAUGAGCAGGCGUAUUUGCGUCGAGGUUGUCUUGCGCUGCGCAUGGUAGAGCGUAGUUGGGAAAAAGAUGGCGUUGUAAUAAAUGGUGAGGCUAAAGCCGAAGAAGAAAAUGUUGAAGCCAACUCUGGGGCAAUAUCAAUUCCAAAAUCUGUCGAAAAAGUCGAGGAAGAGGUAAAUUUAGAAGUCGAGGCGGCAGCUCGUCGGAAGCAUGAAGAGGAACUUCUUCAUGGUGCUAUUCAGGAUUUUCAGUUUCUUAUGUCAGACAAAUCGAGGAAAUUGAAAUGGGAUCCAUGCUUGCCCUUGAGUUUGGGCAGCUGCUUUUUGCUACAAAAUGACAUCAACAAGACAGAGGAAGAGUUUAAAACAGUGACGGAGAUCAUCCACGCCCGACCACAGCUGGUUGCAGAUGGAGAGGCAGAGCCGAUUUCGAACGUUGAGGCUAUAGAGAAGGUACUGAAUCUCAAGAAUGAUAUACUGAAGGCAGCUCGAGGUCGACGCUUUUUGGAGGGGAGGAAGCAACAAAAACAGCCACAAAAAAACCAAAUACUCGAUGCGAGGGAAAUGUAA
This is a messenger RNA of Trypanosoma rangeli, 1203 nucleotides long. RefSeq names its product tetratricopeptide repeat (TPR) protein. The transcript has a single exon. Gene Ontology annotation, molecular function: protein binding. The record is from RefSeq and is a predicted model, not a curated record. NCBI's taxonomy places the organism in Eukaryota, Euglenozoa, Kinetoplastea, Trypanosomatida, Trypanosomatidae. Bases 1 to 1203 code for a protein of 400 amino acids.